This is a messenger RNA of Effrenium voratum, 580 nucleotides long. Lineage: Eukaryota; Dinophyceae; Suessiales; Symbiodiniaceae. The record is from the annotation of a GenBank genome assembly.
CUUGAAAAGUGGCCAUCCACCGACCCCGCUCGGUGGAAUUCAGCCAUGGCAUGGGACGAGAAGAAUCGGGACGAGUGGGCGAAGCGAUUUCUGGAGCAAACCUUCAAAGACGCGGUGAUCCCCCUGGAGGGAACGGAAGGCGCCAAGAUGAGCUUCUUCCGGGUGGAGGUGCGCGGGGACUGCGCUCUGGCGGUGAAGGCCGGGAAGCCCCAGCCCAUCUUCGAGCUGAAGCUGGAGUUGGAUUGGAAGGUCGAGCAGCCCAUUGAGCGAGGCAAGUCCAUCCUCGAGGCGAAAGGCCAGAUCCAGGUGACCGACUUCAGCUCGGAGGACAGCUCGGAGCCGCAGAUGAAGCUCGUUUGCGACAACCAGAUGCCGCCAGGUGCCACCCCGGCCUUCAAGGAUCUCAUGGACAAGCUCAACGGGGCGGUGAAGUCCCACGGAAAGGGGGAGGUGGCCCGAAUCCUCGCCGAGGACUUUGUUGUGGAGCUGAAGAAGCAGGUCUGACAGCGUGCCUGCCUUCCUGGUGCUAAAUAGCCCGCAAUGCUUAAGUUUCCAAAAGGAAGCCGACAAGGGAUGGAAC